This is a messenger RNA of Ziziphus jujuba (common jujube), 662 nucleotides long. RefSeq lists its product as uncharacterized. Gene Ontology annotation, molecular function: cysteine-type endopeptidase inhibitor activity. Lineage: Eukaryota; Viridiplantae; Streptophyta; Magnoliopsida; Rosales; Rhamnaceae. The record is from RefSeq and is a predicted model, not a curated record. The transcript has 3 exons. Bases 175 to 585 code for a protein of 136 amino acids.
UAUAUGUAUGUUUACCAAAUUUUAUUUACUACUGUUUCCUUCUAAAAAAUUUUUUAUUUCCUUCUUACAACUAUUACCUUCUAAAACACUUUUUAUUUCCUUUUAAACUGCGGCACAAGAGAGAGUCGUGAAGCAAGGGAGUGUUUCUGUUGUGUUGGUAUUGGAAUCCAAGUGAUGAUGUUGAGCCAGAGUCCAUACGACCUUGUCUAUGGAUCAGAGGGCUUUACUGCAUAUUCUGAUCCAACUUGUACCAUACAUGGUACCAUUCGACCAUCAACCCCCGCUGAUGAAGAACAGGUUAAAAAAGCUGUGGAUUUCGCACUUGAACAGUAUAGCAAAAGGGAGGGUGCGGACAUUGUAUCGCUUAAGAGAAUUGUGAAGGUUAAUUUGGAAUUCCAUGGAAGAACUAUCGUAGUGUACUAUAUCACACUGGAUUUGGAAACCAAUUUCAGUGGAGGAGAUGAUGAACAAGAAUCAGAACCUGCAGCUUUUUAUUAUGAAGCUAAGGUCUAUAGAUACAUUCCUGAUGAUCUGUUUGCUCUGGAUAUUUUCAGACCUGCAUUCUACUACCAUCCACCCUAUUAAUUACUCUUUUUGUAUUAACCAUUUUUAACUACUCUUUAUUAUGAACUAAUAAGAAGUUUUUUACCCUCUAUUUCCCA